Anisakis simplex (herring worm) is the source of this 339-nucleotide messenger RNA. NCBI's taxonomy places the organism in Eukaryota, Metazoa, Nematoda, Chromadorea, Rhabditida, Anisakidae. The record is from the annotation of a GenBank genome assembly.
AUGACGAUCAGUGGUGGCUCACGAAGUGCCGAGUAUGGGGCACCCAAUACGCCCACAUCGUCGUCGUCCACACCAAGAUCGCAACUUCAAAUAACAAGUCCUGAGAGUGACCUGAAUUAUGCACGGCUUCUGCAGUACAACGCGUGUUAUGAUGCAAUGCCGGCCAGUUCGAAAAUGGUCGUUUUCGAUGUAAAUUUGCAGCUGAGGAAAGCAUUCAAUGGUCUCAUCUAUCAAAAUACUCGACAUGUGCUGUUGUCCGAUCCGGAAUCUGAUGGAUCGGUUGUUGGGAUUCUAUCGGUUACUGACUUCAUACGUGUUCUGCUCAAGUUGUACAAGUGA